Molecule: messenger RNA, 408 nt
Organism: Morus notabilis
Lineage: Eukaryota; Viridiplantae; Streptophyta; Magnoliopsida; Rosales; Moraceae
Product: self-incompatibility protein S1
Exons: 1
Coding region: 1-408 (135 amino acids)
Source: RefSeq, a predicted model, not a curated record
AUGGAAGCUGUGAUUCUCCUUGUAAUGAUGAUGAUGAUGAUGAGCUUGUGGGGUCCACUUGUUGUCGUUUCAGGCAAAGUAGAAGCAAGCAUCAAGAACAGGUUGGGAAGUGGGAAGAACAUGACAGUGCAUUGCCAGUCCAAAGACGACGAUCUGGGCCUGAGAACAGUCCCAUACGACGAUGCAUUUAGCUGGGAGUUUGGGGUCAACGCUGGGGGAACGACACUGUUUUACUGCGUUUUGGGGUGGGAAAGUGUGGGGAAUUACCAGUUUGAUGCUUACUCUUUUGGGAGGGACCGAGUUAGAUGUGAAACUCGGUGUGAAUGGCUCAUCUCUGUGGAAGGCAUAUAUGGGCUCAAUGGAGAAACUGGGCUUUUGGAAUAUUUCUACCACUGGCCCAUUCAAUAA